Leopardus geoffroyi (Geoffroy's cat) is the source of this 1909-nucleotide messenger RNA. It is a transcript of the gene HSF2BP, whose product is annotated as heat shock transcription factor 2 binding protein. Gene Ontology annotation, cellular component: cytosol. Lineage: Eukaryota; Metazoa; Chordata; Mammalia; Carnivora; Felidae. The record is from RefSeq and is a predicted model, not a curated record. The transcript is spliced from 9 exons. Bases 379 to 1383 code for a protein of 334 amino acids.
ACAAAGGCGCCGGCCACAGCUCGCAGCGCGUUCUGGGUGCGAGCGCGGCAGACCCAGGCAGUGGGCGGAGCGGCCCAGUUCGAGUUCGGUCUCGGCUUCACUCCCCUGCGCCUCCGCUGUCUCUUGUCGCCACAUCUCUGGGCGUUUGGCGGCGAGUUAGCCCCGGCUAAGCCAGGAGAACCGACGCGGGAUCUCACCAUGCCCAACCCUCGUCCGUAAAACCGAAAAUGCAGCGCGAACUCUGCGAGGUUUGAGCCUCGUGGCUCGCCGUCCUGACCCCCCGGCGCGGAUACGUUCCCGCUCUUUCUGGCGUGAGGGGGGGGGGCGGUCAGAGGGUGCGCUGCCGCGCAGGCGCACGGAGCCUUGGCUGUGGCGGCCAUGGGCGAAGCGGGCGGCGCUGAGGAGGCCUCCCGGCAGGUGGGAUCUAAAGAAGAAUUUGUGAAAGUCAGAAAGAAGGACCUGGAACGCCUGACGACUGAAGUAAUGCAAAUCCGGGACUUCUUGCCCAGAAUACUAAAUGGGGAAGUGCUGGAAAGCUUCCAGAAGUUAAAGAUUGUAGAGAAAAACCUGGAAAGGAAAGAGCAAGAAUUAGAGCGACUGAGAAUGGACUGUGAGCACUUUAAAGCCCGCCUGGAGACCGUGCAGGCUGACAGCAUGAGAGAGAAGAAGGAGAAACUCGCUCUCCGACAGCAGCUGAAUGAAGCAAAGCAGCAACUCCUGCAACAGGCAGAGUACUGUACAGAGAUGGGGGCGGCAGCCUGCACGCUUUUGUGGGGUGUCUCCAGCAGCGAGGACGUCGUCAAGGCCAUCCUGGGAGGAGAUAAAGCUUUGAAGUUUUUCAACAUCACUGGUCAAACAAUGGAGAGUUUUGUGAAGUCACUGGACGGGGAUGUCAAGGAGCUCGAUUCUGAUGAAAAUCAGUUUGUGUUUGCUUUGGCUGGGAUCGUAACAAAUGUUGCUGCCAUAGCAUGUGGUCGAGAAUUCUUGGUUAAUUCAAGUCGGGUGCUGUUGGACACCUUUCUGCAGCUUCUGGGAGACUUGAAGCCAGGACAGUGCACGAAACUCAAAGUGUUACUGCUGAUGUCCCUGUACAACGUGAGCAUCAACCUGAAAGGCCUGAAGUACAUCAGCGAGAGCCCGGGCUUCAUCCCGCUGCUUUGGUGGCUGCUGAGUGACCCCGACGCGGAGGUGUGCCUUCAUGCACUGCGGCUCGUCCAGUCUGUGGUCCUGGAGCCGGAAGUCUUCUCCAAGUCUGCCUCCGAGUUCCGGAGCUCCCUGCCCCUGCAGCGCAUCCUGGCCAUGGCCAAGAGCCGUAACCCCCACCUGCAGACCGUGGCCCAGGAGCUCCUGGAGGACCUCCGCGCCCUGGAGCGUGAUGUGUAGGGGCGCGUGUGUGUCCUUCCCCCGCCCCCAGGUCCCCACUUUGUAUUCUGGAACCAUCACCGCAUGCCAUGUGUCCCAGACAGUAGACCGUGAGUGACUCAAGAGGGACGUGAAUGCAUAUGUAUCCACACAACUUCCUCCUGGAAGCAGAAGUUCCUGUGGGUGGCUGGGUGACCUUGCCAAGGUGCCCGUGGAACAGUCCAUCCUUCUGGAAAGGCCCAUGUCCUGUACCUAAAAGAGGGCCGCCUUAGAGUGGCCCCUGCUGUUCAGGAGACUUUCUGAGACCUGUGGGCUCCCUCGUACAAAGGGGUGAAAUGAUCACCUGCCCCACUGGUCAGCAUUUUCCUGAGAUACAUGGUUUGAAAAACAAUUCAUUCUCUCUUUAGUAAUUGUAAUUAAUACCCUAAAAUGCAAGGUUACCUUUAAAGCUUUGGUGAACCUGCUAUUUCAGGUGACAUUGGGCAUUUUAGUUCUUUUUUUUUUUUUUGCCUGUUUUAUUUUUGAAUAAAGAAAGCCAGAAGAGUCA